Messenger RNA from Triticum aestivum (bread wheat), 1996 nucleotides. RefSeq lists its product as uncharacterized. The record is from RefSeq and is a predicted model, not a curated record. Bases 80 to 1651 code for a protein of 523 amino acids. The transcript is spliced from 2 exons. Lineage: Eukaryota; Viridiplantae; Streptophyta; Magnoliopsida; Poales; Poaceae.
CUCGUUCAAUGUGAAUAUACAAGAGUUCACACUCAUUUGUCUUCUUGGUACCCGAGCCACGUUCACCCACUCUUCCGCUAUGUCUCACAACGACGACCUCGGCAACGCCGGCAACCCUGACGCCCCCAACUCCAGCGGCAUGGCCACGGCACCGGUGCCCGUGGCAUCCGCUCCGGCGCCCGCCCUCCCCGUCGACCUCGCGCCUGGCAGCUCGACCCUCCCAGCGGCCACGGCCCCCGUGCCCGUGGCGUCCGCUCCGGCGCUCGCCCUCCCCGUCCAGCUCGCGCCCGGCGGCUCGACCCUCCCAGUGGCCAACCUCGGCGUCCCCAACUCCAGCGGCAUGGCCACGGCCCCGGUGCCCGUGGCGUCCGCUCCGGCGCCCGCCCUCCCCGUCCAGCUCGCGCCCGGUGGCCCGGUCCUCCCAGCGACGGCGCCCGCCCUCCCUAUCUCCACCACGGUGGUCGCACCCGCGCCGCAGCGCCCCGGCCUCAACCUCUCGGCGCCCUCGAUGCACCAGAUCAGCAUCACGUCGUACAUCAACUUCAAGCUGGACGUCGCCACCAACAACUACUCCAAAUGGAGGCAGCUGAUGCACCGCGUACUCUCCAUGUACGAGGUUCUCAACCACGUCACCCACCGCUCCGAGCCGCUCACGCAGAGCGCGACCUGGCGCCAUGAGGACCUGACCAUCGUCCUGUGGUUCUACGCCACGAUCUCGGACGAACUCUAUGAUGUGGUCAUGUCCGCCGACAGCACCGCCUACGACGUGUGGCACCAGCUCCACACGUUCUUCAGGGACAACCUCCCCGGCCGCGCCAUCUACCUCUCCGCCGAGUUCCGCUCCGUCGUCCAGGGAGACCUCACAGUCGGCGCCUACUGCCGGCGCCUCAAGGCGCUCGCUGAUGCCCUCACCGACGUCGAAGAGCCGGUGACGGACCGCACCCUCACGCUCCAACUCCUCCGCGGGCUCAACAGGCGUUUUCAGGUGAUGGCCACCGUGCUUAUGAUGCAGAUACCCUUCCCCUCGUUCCUGCAGGCCCGGUCUCGUCUUCUCCUCGAAGAGAUCGGCCUCGCCGAGCGCGACCAUGGCGAGUCCUCCACCGCGCUCAUCAUCCAGGGCGGCGGGGGGGCCGGUGACCGUGGGUCCUCCAGCUCCAACCCUCCACGCGGCGUCCAGGACGGCGCUCCGGAUCGCGGCACCCCUGCUGAUCGCAACCGCGGCGGCGGCGGCGAUCGCGGCCGCGGACGUGGCCGCAACUCCAACACCAACACCGGGGGCUCCGGCAGCUGUGCCCCACCUGCACCGCCUGCACCAACCACACUCUGGAUGGGCUACUUCGCCCCGUGGGGUUCCCCCAUGCCUGCCCAGUGGCGCGCGCCGUGGACGCCCCCGAACGCGACCGGCGUGCUGGGCCCGCGCCCGAGCAACCCCAACCACGCCUAUCCAGUGGUCUUCCCCGACGCCGGCAGCUCCUCCGCCGGCCCCGCUCAGCAGUCGUGGGAUCAACAGAGUCUCCUCGGCGCCGCCAUGAGCAACCUGCAGCUGUCGCCGGGCUCCUCCGCCAACUGGUACAUGGACAGCGGGGCCACGUCCCACAUCACUGGUAACCCAGGAUCUUCAAACUCGGACCCCUCUCAUGAGGUCCAAUAGCUCAACCGGGCUCUACCCGUUCUUCGGCUCCGCAGCUCCGUUGCCAACCAGCACGGCCCUCUCCAUCACCAGCGACGUUUGGCAUCGGCGCCUUGGACAUCUCAGCCCCGAAGCUCUCUCUAGGCUAUCUGCACAUUUCCUUCCAGAUUGUAAUAAAUCCUCCCACCCCCAUUCUGUGUGUGAGGCGUGUCAGUUAGGCAAGCAAGCUAGGUUACCAUUUGCUGCGUCCAGGUCAUUUACUUCCUUUCCAUUUGAAAUAAUACACUGCGAUCUCUGGGCGUCUCCCGUCCAAAGUUGCUCCGGAUUUGGUUAUUACUUGAUUAUAUUGGAUGAUUUUUCCCAUUA